GUGAGGCCGGGGGGGGGGGGCGCUGGGGCUGCCCCGCCUCGCCGCCGGGCCCGGGGGGGCUGCUGGCCCCGAGGGGGCCGCAUGUGCCCCCCGCCGGGCACCGAGGCAGGACGGAGGCGGAGGGGGCGGAGGGAGAGGCCGCCCCGGCGGCGGGGCAGGCCGGUAGGCCCGAGCGGGGCCGGCGGGGCCGGAGUCGGGAGGAGGAGGAGGCGGCCAUGGAGGGCCUGGCCGGGUACGUGUACAAGGCGGCGAGCGAGGGGCGAGUGCUGACCCUGGCCGCGCUGCUCCUCAACCGCUCCGAGAGCGACAUCAAGUACCUGCUGGGCUACGUGAGCCAGCACGGCGGGCAGCGCUCCACGCCGCUCAUCAUCGCCGCCCGCAACGGGCACGCCAAGGUGGUGCGGCUGCUCCUCGAGCACUACCGCGUCCAGACCCAGCAGACCGGCACCGUGCGCUUCGACGGCUUCGUGAUCGACGGCGCCACGGCCCUGUGGUGCGCGGCGGGGGCCGGGCACUUCGAGGUGGUCAAGCUGCUGGUGAGCCACGGCGCCAACGUCAACCACACCACGGUGACCAACUCCACCCCCCUGAGGGCCGCGUGCUUCGAUGGCAGGCUGGACAUCGUCAAGUACCUGGUGGAGAACAACGCCAACAUCAGCAUCGCCAACAAGUACGACAACACUUGCCUGAUGAUCGCGGCCUACAAGGGCCACACGGACGUGGUGAGGUACCUCCUGGAGCAGCAUGCUGACCCCAACGCCAAGGCCCACUGCGGGGCCACCGCCCUGCACUUCGCGGCCGAGGCGGGUCACCUGGAGAUCGUGAGAGAGCUGGUCAAGUGGAAGGCAGCCAUGAUGGUCAACGGCCAUGGGAUGACUCCGUUGAAGGUGGCUGCUGAGAGCUGCAAGGCUGAUGUUGUGGAGCUGCUGCUGGCUCACGCCGACUGCGACCGGAGGAGCCGGAUCGAAGCUCUGGAACUUCUGGGUGCCUCGUUUGCAAAUGACAGAGAGAACUACGAUAUCAUGAAGACCUACCACUAUUUAUAUUUAGCCAUGCUGGAGAGGUACCGGGACAGCGAGAAUAUCAUUGAAAAAGAAGUUCUUCCACAAAUUGAAGCUUAUGGAAACAGGACUGAGUGCAGGACUCCUCAGGAAUUAGAGUCUAUCAGGCAGGACAGAGAUGCCCUUCACAUGGAAGGUCUCAUCGUGCGGGAGAGAAUUCUGGGCUCGGACAACAUCGAUGUGUCUCACCCCAUUAUUUACCGGGGGGCUGUUUAUGCAGAUAACAUGGAGUUUGAGCAGUGCAUCAAGCUGUGGCUCCACGCGUUGCAUCUGAGGCAGAAAGGCAACAGGAACACUCAUAAGGACCUCCUGAGGUUUGCCCAAGUCUUUUCUCAGAUGAUACACUUAAACGAGCCCGUUAAGGCCAAGGACAUCGAGAGCGUUCUGAGGUGCAGCGUCUUGGAGAUAGAACAAGGCAUGUCCCGGGUCAAAACCACCCAGGACUCCGACAUCCACACCGCCAUGGACAACUACGAGUGCAACAUUUUUACCUUUCUCUACUUGGUCUGCAUCUCUACCAAGACCCAGUGCAGCGAAGAGGAUCAGUCGCGAAUCAACAAGCAGAUUUACAACCUGAUCCACCUGGACCCCAGGACCCGGGAUGGCUCCAGCUUGCUCCACCACGCCGUCAAUUCCAGCACGCCUGUGGAUGACUUCCACACCAACGACGUCUGCAGCUUCCCCAAUGCCCUGGUGACAAAGCUCCUGCUGGAUUGUGGUGCUGACGUGAACGCCGUGGACAACGAAGGAAACAGUCCUCUCCACAUCAUUGUCCAGUACCACAGGCCCAUCAGUGACUUCUUGACGUUGCAUUCCAUCAUCAUUAGCCUGGUGGAGGCUGGUGCUCACACAGACAUGACGAACAAGCAGAAGAAAACCCCUCUUGAUAAAAGUACAACAGGGGUGUCUGAAAUACUCCUUAAAACUCAAAUGAAGCUGAGUCUCAAGUGCCUGGCUGCCCGAGCAGUACGGAUCUAUAACAUCAGCUACCAAAACCAGAUCCCCAGAACUCUGGAAGACUUUGUCAAGUUCCACUAGGCUACGUAAAAAUCCUUUGUGGUGGUGCUACCUGGGACGACCUCGACUGCAGGCAGCAGAAUACAGCUGCUGUUUCUCUCUAGUCUUUUGGUUUUGGGUUCCUCUGGAUUUGGAUCUGCAGCCUCAGUUCUCCUGCAGGUUUUGGGGUGGGGGGGCGUGGAAAAAGCCACAUCAUUUUCCUGUAGUCAAACCUGAUGUUUGAGAUGUUGGUCAUUUCUUUUAGUUGAAAGAAUUGCUUCGUUAUCUCUUGUUUUGGUGUUUGUUUGUUUUUAUGAGCAAAAUGAAUCCCACUGUAACUUGUGCAGAAUGUUUUGGUACCAAUGCACACCUCCACUUUGCAUUUGCAGCCUUUAGGAAGCCAUUUCCAAAGGCACCUCUGAAAUCCCCUCUCAACCCUCUUAGCUUUGCAAAUUCUACAAUUUCUUGGAGUGAGGUGGGAAAAAACCAAUUGGGAAUUACGUGGUAGUUGGUUAAAAGUGAAGUCUGGACCUGCAGAGCAGCCCGUUGCUCCCAUACCUCACCGUCUUUUUCUGCCUUUCAGUUAAUGCUGAAGAUGUUGGUAACAUUUUAAUGAUGAUGGUGAUUUUGUUUUUUAAUUGAAUUUUGAACAGCAGUUAUCAACAGCUACAGAUGGAUGGAAUGCUCUGUUAGGAAAUACAGGUUUAAAUUCAGCCAUGGUAUGUUCAUCGAAUAACAGUUGAAAUACCAAGCUCUUCAUUUAUGCUACUACAGUAAGUAAUGAAUAACUCUGGAAAAAAGAACUUGCACAUUGACCGAAAUGAACCAGAGUCGUGGUUUCUUUUCAUGUAGCUAAGUUGCUCAUCUAGAAAAUCAUGCAUGGAUACCUAGAAAAUGGAUAGGGUAUUUGUGUUUGUGUGUGUCCCAACAUUUCAAAAUGCUUUAUCACUGGUUGUUUUCUGUUGUUGUUUCAACGAUCAACACGCACCUUUUUUGACUCAAAGUUUGUCAAACUGCACUCUUGGAUCCCAAAUGCUGUAUCUUCCUAACGGAGUGGUCUGGAGCCAAAGAGAGUCUUCCUCUGGAGCAGGACCCUGCUUGAAACUGGCUUCUCCAAGAAGGGUGGAGUUUGUGCCUCCCUGAAUUGGACUUGAGGAUUAUUAUUUUAUUUUUUUUUCCUCAUGAUUUUUACUCCUUUCGUUACGAAAAAUCUCUUAUGAAAACUGAUUUAAAAAAAAAAUUAAUCCUAUCAUAAGAUCUUUUAUGAUAAGCAACUGAUUGUAUAAUGACCCUGUUGCUUGAGAAAGUGCUUCUCCUUGGUAGAAGUUGCAGAUACUCCGACAGUAAAAUGUCACUUGUUUUGACAGGCUACUGAAAACUCUUUUGUUUUAAAUGCAGCUUUUUAACUGUCAGAGGAUGAAAGAAUGUUCUGUAGGGUUUUGUUUGUUGUUUUUGUUGGUUUUUUUUAACAAUCUGGGUAGAACUUUAAGGUGAGAUUUGGGCACACGUUUCUAUUUGUAUUACAAAUAAAUAAACAUUGAAUGUGGAA
Apus apus (common swift) is the source of this 3606-nucleotide messenger RNA. RefSeq names its product fem-1 homolog B (gene FEM1B). Bases 216 to 2099 code for a protein of 627 amino acids. The record is from RefSeq and is a predicted model, not a curated record. Lineage: Eukaryota; Metazoa; Chordata; Aves; Apodiformes; Apodidae. The transcript has 2 exons. Gene Ontology annotation, molecular function: protein binding.